GGAGCCCAAUGGAGUAUCCAAAGUCCUGAGCCCCAUUCCUGUCGCACCUUGUGGGAUGAGCCUAAGACCUUGGUUUCUCCUGGAGCGAUGGGUCCAGGUGGACUCUAAUUGCCUCUGUUGAUCUAGACUGCUCCCGUGCUCAAGUUCAAAGAGAGUGGCACAGGCAACCAGGGCUCCGUGCCCUCUGAUCUGGGUCCCCUUGUGGCCUCCACAUGGAACUCUGGGUUUCCCCUGACCGAGUGUGCCGUUGUGUGAGCUCAGUUUCAAUGGAGAAAGAAACCGGGUUGAGCAAAAAGAACAUUUACUUUUCCCACCAAGCUGAUGCCCAAGUAAAUAGUGUGGUCCCAUCGGUGGAGCCCAGGCCCUGCCCCCUUCCCUCCCUCCAAGUGCAGCCUGGAUUAUUUAAGAAGGCACCCCAGUUGAGCACACCUCACACGAGACCAUCGGACCCAGAGACAGGCCAGCGCCUCACUCGCCAGCCUCCUGACCACCAUGAAGCUUGCCAUAACUCUUGCCCUGGUCACCCUGGCUCUCUGCUGUAGUCUUGCUUCCGCAGGGGUCUGCCAGAGCUUUCUAAACGUCAUGGAAACCCUCUUCACGGGCACGCUUUCCAGUUACGAGGCCGCCGUUGAACCUUUCUUGCCAGACGCGGACAUGAAAGACGCGGGGAUCCAGCUGAAGAGGCUGGUGGACACGCUUCCUCAGAAGGCCAAGGAGGGCAUCUUAAAGCUCACGGACAAAAUCAUAAGAAGCCCACUGUGUGCUUAGGAUUCAGAAGCUGAAGGUCUCCAGCCGCCGAAGUCCCUGCUGCUCCCCAGACGCUUCCCUCACUGUGUCCCCAGCCUGGCUCCCUUCAAUAAAGCACAAGCAUCUCA
This is a messenger RNA of Felis catus (domestic cat), 875 nucleotides long. It is a transcript of the gene SCGB1A1, whose product is annotated as secretoglobin family 1A member 1. The coding region runs from base 493 to 768 and encodes 91 amino acids. The transcript is spliced from 3 exons. The record is from RefSeq and is a predicted model, not a curated record. Gene Ontology annotation, biological process: signal transduction. Gene Ontology annotation, cellular component: cytoplasm. NCBI's taxonomy places the organism in Eukaryota, Metazoa, Chordata, Mammalia, Carnivora, Felidae.